Choloepus didactylus (southern two-toed sloth) is the source of this 1905-nucleotide messenger RNA. RefSeq names its product steroid 17-alpha-hydroxylase/17,20 lyase. The transcript has 8 exons. Gene Ontology annotation, biological process: progesterone metabolic process; hormone biosynthetic process. Lineage: Eukaryota; Metazoa; Chordata; Mammalia; Pilosa; Megalonychidae. The record is from RefSeq and is a predicted model, not a curated record. Bases 56 to 1579 code for a protein of 507 amino acids. Gene Ontology annotation, molecular function: steroid 17-alpha-monooxygenase activity; heme binding; iron ion binding.
GGUUGUAGCUCUCCCACUCCACAGCUGUCUGUCCAUCCACCAGCACCAAGCCAUCAUGUGGGAGCUCCUGACGCUCUUGCUGCUCACCCUAGCCUAUUUUCUUUGGCCCAAGAUAAGACGCCCUGGUGCCAAGUACCCCAAGAGCCUCCCAGCCCUGCCUCUGGUGGGCAGCCUGCCUUUCCUCCCCAGACAUGGCCAUCUGCAUACCAACUUAUUCAAGCUGCAGGAAAAAUACGGCCCCAUCUUCUCCUUUCGUCUGGGUACCAAGACUACAGUGGUUGUCGGCCACCAUCAGCUGGCCAGGGAGGUGCUCAUCAAGAAGAGCAAGGAAUUCUCCGGGCGGCCCUAUGUGGUGACUUUGGACAUCUUGUCAAACAACCAAAAGGGUGUUGCCUUCGCAGACUACGGUCCCCACUGGCAGCUGCAUCGGAAGCUGGUGCAGGCCACCUUUGCCCUCUUCAAAGAUGGCAACCAGAGGCUAGAGAAGAUCAUAUGUCAGGAAAUCAGCUUAUUAUGUGAUUUCCUGGCCACCCAGAAUGGAAAGUCCAUAGAUUUGGACUAUCCUGUCUUCCUGGCGGUGACCAACAUAAUCUGCAUGAUCUGCUUCAACUCCUCCUACAAGUACGGGGAUCAUGAGGUGAAGGUCAUACAGGAGUACAAUAAGGGCAUCGUGGAUACUCUGGACAAUGAUCUGGUGAACAUCUUCCCUUGGUUGACGAUUUUCCCCAACAAAACCCUGAAAAUGAUGAAGAACUGUGUUAACAUACGAAAUCAACUGCUAGAUAAAAUCCUCCAAAAAUACAAGGAGAAAUUCAGCAGCAACUCUAUCACCAACCUACUGGACAUACUGAUCCAAGCCAAGCUGAACUCAGACAAUAACAACAGUGGCCCAGACCAGGAUUCAAAGCUGCUUUCUGAUAAACACAUUCUUUCCACGGUGGGAGACAUCUUUGGGGCCGGUGUGGAAACCACCACCUCUGUGAUGAAGUGGACUGUGGCCUUCCUGCUGCACAAUCCUCAGUUGAAGAAGAUGAUCCAGGAGGAGAUUGAUCAGAACAUAGGUUUUGGCCACACACCAACUGUCAGUGACCGGAACCGCCUCGUCCUCCUGGAGGCCACCAUCCGAGAGGUGCUCCGCAUCCGACCUGUGGCUCCCCUUCUUAUCCCCCACAAGGCAACCAGUGAUUCCAGCAUUGGUGAGUUUGCCAUUGACAAGGGCACAAGAGUUGUCAUCAAUUUGUGGGCACUGCAUCACAAUGAGAAGGAGUGGCUCCAGCCAGACCAGUUCAUGCCUGAGCGCUUCCUGGACCCAAACAGGAGCCAGCUCAUCUCACCAACGUUGAGCUACUUGCCCUUCGGAGCGGGACCCCGUUCCUGUGUGGGUGAGAUCCUGGCCCGCCAGGAAGUCUUCCUCUCCAUGGCCUGGAUGCUGCAGAGGUUUGACCUGGAGCUGCCAGAAGAUGGGCAGCUGCCCUCCCUGGAGGGCGACCCCAAAGUGGUCUUCCUCAUCAAGCCCUUCAAAGUGAAGAUCAAGGUGCGCCAGGCCUGGAGGGAUGCUCAUGCUGAGGGUAGCCCCUAGAGGCCAGACCUAGCACUCCCUGAACCCGCCCGUAUUCUAUGCCCCUUAGCACAGAAUUAGAGCUGCUGCUCCCACCCAGCCCCAUUGUGCCUCCUCCUCCCAGCCCACUCUGCCUUCCUUUCCGGCCUGCAGCACUGGCAGUGAGAUGCAAAAACUAAACAGUUUUUUCAGAGGGUUCCUGAGCUGUUCAUUCAUUCAUUUAUUUAUUUGCUCACUCAUUCUUUCAACAAAUAUUUUGAGCACCUGUUAUACACAAUUCCAGUACACUCAAACUCUCUGGGCUCUUGAAGCUUACAUUUUAGUGAGGGCUGAUGAAUAAAUAAGAA